Messenger RNA from Didymosphaeria variabile, 1332 nucleotides. RefSeq lists its product as uncharacterized. NCBI's taxonomy places the organism in Eukaryota, Fungi, Ascomycota, Dothideomycetes, Pleosporales, Didymosphaeriaceae. The coding region runs from base 1 to 1332 and encodes 443 amino acids. The record is from RefSeq and is a predicted model, not a curated record. The transcript has a single exon.
AUGCAGAGGUGUCCAGUUCCGGACAUCGAUCGGGCGUUGUCCCCAUAUAUCAACACACGCGAAGAGACAUUGAGAGUGCGCCGUACGCUUUCCAGAUACCUGACUGCUUCCCUUCGACCCGUCAAUGCGGCGACUCAAAAUCAGCACCUCAAUCACGAGAUCCCACACAACCUUGGUGCGGUCGGUACAAAUCCUCCAGGACUCAAAGGUUCCCGCGGUGCAUAUCUAGAAGCAAUCAGGAGUAAAAAGGCUGCCCAGGCGAAACUCGAGAGACUCCAAGCUUCGUUGGAAGAACUUCAGCAACGCCAUGUCGUCGAGUCCUCUGUCAAAGUCUCUCCUCAAGAAACCGACGUGGCCCAAAGCUACAUAACCCUGCUUCGACAGCGGCGUCGAUUUGCAGAAAUUGAGAUUGUACAGGCAUCUCUUGAAAAACUACUCAACGUGAACCCCAUCGAAGGCCUAAAGGAUCCGCGCGAUCUUGUCAAGGACUCGAUCGGUGAGCAACCCAGUCUCCCUGCGGAACGUUUCGAGAGUCUGGCACAUGCUGAGAAUAGCGCCUCGUCUAUUCUGAAGCUGAAGAACGAGGUUCUUGAGGCAAGAUCGAGCAUGGACCGGGCAAGGGCGGCACGAAACGAAGUACACGGCGCAUCGCAGGAUGUACCCAGUCUGGCUGUGCAGGUAUAUGCGCUCAGUCGUGCGCGAGAAGAGAUUGUAGAAUGGGUGCAGGGCGAAUUGUCUAAGAUGGAUGAAGAAUCUGGGUUCAUUGAAGAUGCUUCCCCGGUCAAGCGGCCUGUUGCCCAGCCCAACGGCCAGGAUCUCGCUUCAUCGGAAUCUCAAAUCCGGAGUUGCUACAAUCAAUACACAGCAUCCCGCGCAAAUGCUAUCGAGGGGCACCAUUCUUUCCAGCAACCUCCAGCGACACGCCAAGGAGAGCUUGAGGAGGCCAAACAAGAUACCUACACCACGGCUCAGAAUACUACAAGUGGGAGCUCCAAGGUUCUCGUCGCUAGCCUUCUCCCUCAUCUAUCGCAUCUCGCUCGGCACCAUACUAAUGAGCGCCUUAUGCUCUUACAAACCCUCUAUCUGCAAAAUCAGAUAUCAUCUGCGGACGAGGCAAUGGGCGAUUCGCUAGCGAGACUCGCUGACGAAAGCCAUCUUCUACCGUCCGGGUCGCGAGGGAUCGAGCCUUGGGGCACGGCCGUUGCCGAGCUCGAGACACGCAACUUGGAGUCCGUUGAAGAGCGCUUGCACAGCAGCCGAUCGAAUAUCAACAACAUCGCUACUAUCAUAGAUCUCUGUUCUCUCCAGAGCAAAGUACUGGAUUCAAUUUAA